AUGGCUCUGCAAAUCCUGUGUUGGGUUUCUGCAACAAGUAGGCCUUUUCCUCCAAAUGAUGGUGUUGGUGUUCAUCAAGAAGCCCCAGGCCAGAACCACGAGUCUUUACAAGUUACCUUACAAGAGGGUUUAAACACCAUCAAUGGAGUGACAAAGAUGGCUGCAAUAGCAAACUACAGAGGGAUCGGCAAAAUAGGAUCAAGCCCUCCCAGCUGUGACCACAAGUGUUAUGGAUGUACUCCAUGUGAAGCUAUUCAGGUGCCUACCACCACCAAAAAGCACAGCCAUUUGGGGGUUCAAUAUGCAAAUUAUGAGCCUGAGAGUUGGAAAUGCAAGUGUGGCCCUACAUUUUACAGCCCAUGA
Molecule: messenger RNA, 363 nt
Organism: Prunus armeniaca (apricot)
Lineage: Eukaryota; Viridiplantae; Streptophyta; Magnoliopsida; Rosales; Rosaceae
Source: the annotation of a GenBank genome assembly